This is a messenger RNA of Neofelis nebulosa (Clouded leopard), 3210 nucleotides long. RefSeq names its product CSC1-like protein 1. Gene Ontology annotation, cellular component: plasma membrane. The transcript is spliced from 22 exons. Gene Ontology annotation, molecular function: nucleic acid binding; calcium-activated cation channel activity. The record is from RefSeq and is a predicted model, not a curated record. The coding region runs from base 177 to 2519 and encodes 780 amino acids. Lineage: Eukaryota; Metazoa; Chordata; Mammalia; Carnivora; Felidae.
AGGCUGUGCGGCCCAGUCCUGGGGUCGGGAGAGCCCAGCAGGAAGUGAGUGGCAGGCCUGAGGCAGCUUGGGAGGCGGCCGGGACUGUUCCUGUCUCUGCCGGCACUGGCUGAGGACCUCGCCCAGGGACUCGCCCGCAGUCCUUCCUUCCCUGGGCGUCUGGGAGGAGGGGCACGAUGAACAACUCCCUGAUCCUGGAGCUGUGGCGGUCCAAGGCGGUGUCUGUGCGUGAGCGGCUGGGCAUCGGGGACCAGCCCAACGACUCGUACUGCUACAACACGGCCAAAAACAGCACCGUGCUCCAGGGGGUCACCUUCGGGGGCGUCCCCACUGUCCUGCUCAUAGACGUCAGUUGCUUCCUGUGUUUGAUCUUGGUGUUUUCCAUCAUAAGAAGGAGAUUCUGGGAUUAUGGCCGUAUCGCCCUGGUGUCAGAAGCGGACAGCGAUUCCAGGUUCCAGAGACUGUCAUCGUCGUCCUCUUUUGGGCAACAAGAUUUUGAAAGCGAGCUGGGAUGCUGUCCCUGGCUGACUGCCAUCUUUCGCCUGCACGAUGACCAGAUUCUGGAGCGGUGUGGGGAGGACGCCAUCCACUACCUGUCCUUCCAGAGACAUGUCAUCUUCCUACUAGUGGUCGUCAGCUGCUUGUCCCUGUGCGUCAUCCUGCCCGUCAACCUCUCGGGUGAUUUGCUGGACAAAGACCCUUAUAGCUUUGGGAGGACGACCAUCGCAAACCUGCAGACGGACGAUGACCUCCUUUGGCUGCACACUGUCUUUGCCGUCAUCUAUCUCCUCCUCACCGUGGGCUUCAUGAGACACCACACCCGGUCCAUCCAGUACCAGGAGGAGAACUCGGUGAGGCGGACCUUGUUCAUCACGGGACUCCCCCGAGACAGCAAGAAGGAGACAGUGGAGACCCACUUCCGGAAGAAGACAGAAAAGAGCCUGAUCUAUUACAUGAACCUGCGGGCGAAGACAGGCCAGUGGACCCUCAUCAACCCCAGGCCCUGCGGCCAGUUCUGCUGUUGCAAAGUGCCGGGGUGCGAGUGGGAGGAUGCCGUCUCCUACUAUGCGCGCAUGAGGGACAGGCUGCUGGAGAGGAUCGCGGAUGAGGAACGCCGGGUGCAGGAACAGCCCCUGGGCAUGGCCUUCGUCACUUUCCAGGAGAAGUCCAUGGCCACCUACAUCCUCAAAGACUUCAAUGCCUGCAAGUGUCAGAGCCUCCAGUGCAAAGGCGAGCCCCAGCCGUCCUCCUGCAGCGCGGAGCUCCGUAUCUCCAAGUGGACGGUCUCCUUUGCCACGUACCCCGAGGACAUCUGCUGGAAGAACCUCUCCGUCCAGGGUUUCUGCUGGUGGCUCCAGUGGCUGGGCAUCAACUUCACUCUGUUCGUGGGGCUCUUCUUCCUGACCACCCCCGCCAUCAUCCUGUCCACCAUAGACAAGUUCAAUGUCACCAAACCCAUCCGUGAGCUCAACGACCCGGUCAUCAGUCAGUUUUUCCCGACCCUCCUCCUGUGGUCCUUCUCGGCCCUGCUCCCCACCAUCGUCUACUACUCCACGCUGCUGGAGUCUCACUGGACCAAGUCAGGAGAAAACGAGAUCAUGAUGUCCAAGGUCUAUAUAUUCUUGAUCUUCAUGGUGCUGAUCCUGCCGUCCCUCGGCCUCACCAGUCUGGAUUUUUUCUUCCGGUGGCUCUUUGACAAAACUUCCUCCGAAGCCUCUAUCAGGUUGGAGUGCGUCUUCCUGCCCGACCAGGGCGCCUUCUUUGUGAACUACGUCAUCGCCUCGGCCUUCAUUGGCAACGGCAUGGAGCUGCUGCGGCUGCCGGGCCUGGUCCUCUACACCUGCCGCAUGGUCGUGGCCAAGACGGCCGCCGACCACAGGAACAUCAAGCAGAACCAGGCCUUCCAGUACGAGUUCGGAGCCAUGUACGCGUGGAUGCUGUGCGUCUUCACCGUCAUCAUGGCCUACAGCAUCACCUGCCCCAUCAUCGCGCCCUUCGGCCUCACCUACAUCCUGCUCAAGCACCUGGUGGACCGUCACAACCUGUACUUUGCCUACCUCCUGGCCAAGCUGGAGAAAAGGAUCCACUUAGCGGCCGUCAACCAGGCCUUGGCCGCCCCCAUCUUGUGCCUCUUCUGGCUCUAUUUCUUCUCCUUCCUGCGCCUGGGUCUGAAGGCCCCCCUCACCCUGUUCACCUUCCUGGCCGUCCUGCUCACCAUCCUGGUCUGCCUGGUCUAUACCUGCUUCGGAUGCUUCAAGCACCUCAGCCCUCUGAACUACAGGACGGAAGAAUCGGCCAGCGACAAAGGGAGCGAGGCCGAGGCCCACAGGCCACCGCCGUUCACGCCCUACGUGCCCCGGAUUCUGAGCGGCUUGUCCUCGGAGAGAACGGCCCUGUCCCCACAGCAUCAGCAGACUCAUGGAGCCGUCUGUGACAUCAGUGGGACCGUCCUGGGGCAGUGUCCCGCCCAGGGCCCUGCGGACAGCGACAGCAGGCCGGCUGCCUACCAGGAGGCCUGAGGGUGGCCGGGCCAGGCUCCGAGGACGGAGAGGAGGAGACCCAGGUGGAAAAGCGGCUUGACUCGGGCCCCAACCAGGCCCAGGACUACUCUGACCUGUGUGAAGCACACCUGCUCUGGGAAGACGGACCCAGAAAGGUUCCCCGGGCCCUUGGCCGAGGAAGACAGGGCGGGGCCACCACGCAGGGAAUGGCGGCCUUUCUGGUCACAGCAGCGGGGAGGGGGGCCGGUGCGUGCCGGGGACUCUGUGCGUCUCCAGGUCCCCCUUCUGCAUAAAUGUCCCAGCUCUGUAGCUGGGACACAUCCCUGGUGAUUCCGCAGGACCACAUGUGGGAACGGUGCCCCAGCAGCCCCUGCAGCUGUCCCAGGUACCCGGGAGGACACAGCGAAGGACUGCUCUUCUGUGAGGAUGGACUGCCCACCACCUCUGGGCACACACCCAGCGAUAACCAAAGAGCCUGCGUGUAGCUCUGGGCGGGGCCGCGAUGCUGGGCGGGGUUUCUUCCGGCCCCCCCAGACCCCCCCCAUCACCGCAUCCAGCCAUCUCCCACCCAUCGGGGCUGCGCCGCGGGAGCAGGAAGGGACCAGGCUCCUUGUUUCUGUGUCACAUUGCCAGUGACAGUGGCUGGGUCAGGUCACCCUGCAGCAGGCAAGGGCAGGAGGACCACGAAUAAAGCGCUCAUUCGGCCAGA